AUGCGCUGUUGUCGUUGGCUUGAAUUAGCUGCAUUGAACUGUUGGAUGGAACUUGAAGAUCAACAUGGAGAGGAAAGGGUCACUGUUGGACUAUUUAGUGGGAUCCAAGAUACCAACGGCACGAUUGAGAGGCGCCACAUUGUCGAGGUGUCCCGCGCUUUCAAAGAGCUGGAGCGAUGUGACUUGAUGUCUAAAGAAGAUGAGGCGCGGGUUCACAUAGAGUUAAGGGGCGAUGAUUCCAUCAUAGUGACGUCAGGAGCUGUAAAUUCCGCGUUGCUAUUCACCGCCUUAUGUGCAAGUGGACGCCCGAUGGAAGAGAUUAAACAAGAAAUUUGGUCUACACAGUGCGAAUAUCUCAGGAACAAGGUGACUAAAUAUGGUUGUCAAGGAUAUGUUAAUCGGAAUAUCGGGACGUUAAUCUCGGCUUCCUUUGAAAACGCGAACCGGCACGAUGUAGUUGGCAGGCUGGAAGCUAUCUGUCAGCAAGUGGCGACCAUACACCGUCGAGGCGCAAACACCCGUAGCUGUGAGCUACUUCUAAAGGUGCUGACAGAAUAUUGGGGCAGGUAUAAGCAGUUCCCUGACCUGGGGUGUGAUCUGAGCCGCAUACGGCAGCUGCCUGUAGAGGCUUUAUACGGAUGCAAAACAGAUGGAGGACUGGACUGCAACUUAUUGCCAGGGCAACAGAAAUACCUCAGACACAAGUUUGAUCCGGCUCCGAGAUUUAUCAGUGCACCAACAAGAGUCACUAGAGAUACACCUGCUAGGGGAGCAGCUGACCUUUCGAGCCGAUUGGUUGGGCGAGUGAGUGAGUUUUUGGAGUGCCAAGAGCUGCACAGUGUGCUGGCUGCCGAGAUACAUGCUCAAAUCACAGCAGGUGGUGCUCUGCCAGCAGAAAUUUCAGCUGCACAUCGCGACUAUGAAUCCCGAUUUGCUAAGUGGGCAGACGCGCUGAAUCCCUGUGAAAAAUCAGAGGAGCCUGAGUUGUGGUUUAUCAAUGCGGACGGAAAGUGGUGCCUAAAUAGCAACCAGCAGGCGUAUAGUUUCUGGCUCGCUCCAGAAGAAGCCUGUCUAGCAUACUACCGAGUCAAAGAUGGGUUAGACCCAGGUUAUGAUUGGGUAGUACAUGGACAUAACAUUAGUGUCACUUUCGAUAAGGCGAUAUGGCUGAGACAUAGAAAGCCGUACGUGGAAGUUAAUUGUUUGUAA
Haemonchus placei is the source of this 1209-nucleotide messenger RNA. Lineage: Eukaryota; Metazoa; Nematoda; Chromadorea; Rhabditida; Trichostrongylidae. The record is from the annotation of a GenBank genome assembly.